Molecule: messenger RNA, 3310 nt
Organism: Benincasa hispida (wax gourd)
Lineage: Eukaryota; Viridiplantae; Streptophyta; Magnoliopsida; Cucurbitales; Cucurbitaceae
Product: beta-galactosidase 3
Biological process (GO): carbohydrate metabolic process
Molecular function (GO): carbohydrate binding; hydrolase activity, hydrolyzing O-glycosyl compounds
Source: RefSeq, a predicted model, not a curated record
GAUCUGAGUGCCGUGUUCAAGCUGGGAAUGAGGCUCUGUUGCUUCGUUUGUGGUAGCAGAUGCUUGGAAUAAACCAGUAGUAAAAGCAUUUCUUCCUCUUGGUGGGUUAUAGAUCUUUGCAUUUCAACUUUCCCUUCAACCCCAAGAAAGUUUUGGGUCUUUUUUUUUUUUUUUUUUUCUCAAGAAUGGCAACCAACUCGGUUUCCAAGGUUUCAAUGUUGGUUUUGGGACUAUUUUGGUUUCUGGGUAUUCAGCUUGUUCAAUGUAGUGUGACAUAUGAUAGGAAGGCUAUUUUGAUUAAUGGGCAGAGAAGACUACUCUUCUCUGGUUCCAUACAUUACCCAAGAAGCACUCCUGAGAUGUGGGAAGAUCUGAUACAGAAAGCAAAAGAAGGUGGUCUUGAUGUUGUUGAAACCUAUGUGUUUUGGAAUGUCCAUGAACCUUCCCCUGGCAAUUAUAAUUUUGAAGGGAGAUAUGAUCUGGUGAGGUUCAUAAAGACCAUUCAAAAAGCUGGACUCUAUGCAAAUCUACGCAUUGGACCUUAUGUUUGUGCGGAGUGGAACUUUGGAGGGUUUCCUGUUUGGCUGAAGUAUGUCCCAGGCAUUAGCUUCAGAACAGACAAUGAACCUUUCAAGAGAGCAAUGCAGGGAUUUACAGAAAAAAUUGUGGGGUUGAUGAAAAGUGAAAACUUGUUUGAGUCCCAAGGUGGCCCCAUCAUUCUCUCCCAGAUUGAGAAUGAAUAUGGAGUACAAAGCAAGUUAUUUGGGGCUGCUGGGCAAAAUUAUAUGACUUGGGCAGCAAAGAUGGCUGUAGGACUCGGAACUGGUGUCCCAUGGGUGAUGUGCAAGGAAGAGGAUGCCCCAGAUCCAGUGAUCAAUACAUGCAAUGGCUUUUAUUGUGAUGCAUUCUCUCCCAAUAAACCCUACAAACCUACAAUGUGGACAGAGGCUUGGAGUGGCUGGUUUAAUGAGUUUGGGGGUCCAAUUCACCAGAGACCAGUUCAAGACUUGGCAUUUGCUGUUGCUCGGUUCAUUCAGAAAGGAGGAUCGUUUAUUAACUAUUACAUGUACCAUGGAGGGACGAACUUUGGACGCACAGCAGGAGGACCUUUCAUCACUACCAGCUAUGACUAUGACGCUCCAAUAGAUGAAUAUGGCUUGAUCAGGCAGCCAAAGUAUGGUCAUUUGAAGGAGCUUCAUAAGGCGAUAAAGAUGUGCGAGAAAGCUUUAGUUUCAGCAGAUCCAAUUGUGACUUCAUUAGGGAGCUCUCAACAGGCUUAUGUUUACACAUCAGAAUCAGGAAAUUGUGCAGCCUUUCUUUCAAAUUAUGACACAAAUUCAGCUGUAAGAGUGAUGUUCAAUAACAUGCACUAUAAUUUACCUCCAUGGUCUAUCAGUAUCCUUCCUGAUUGCAGAAACGUAGUUUUCAAUACUGCUAAGGUUGGAGUUCAAACAUCACAACUGGAAAUGAUUCCAACAAACUCUCCAAUGCUCUUAUGGGAAAGCUACAAUGAAGACAUUUCGGCUGAAGAUGAUAGUACAACAAUGACUGCUUCUGGUCUACUGGAGCAGAUAAAUGUUACCAAAGACACUAGUGAUUACCUGUGGUAUAUUACUAGUGUAGAUAUUGGCUCAACAGAAUCCUUCCUGCAUGGUGGAGAACUCCCCACAUUGAUCAUUCAGUCAACUGGCCAUGCUGUGCAUAUCUUUAUUAAUGGGAGGCUUUCAGGUGCAAUACUAUCUCAUUCUUUUUUAUGUCUCCUCAUCAAGAAAGCAAGAAGUUUAAUAAAUUUUGGUUGGUUAUCAGGUUCUGCUUUUGGGUCAAGAGAAAAUCGAAGAUUCACUUAUACUGGCAAAGUCGAUUUUCAUGCUGGACGAAACACAAUUGCACUCCUGAGUGUUGCUGUGGGACUGCCAAAUGUUGGGGGACACUUUGAGACAUGGAACACCGGAAUCUUAGGUCCAGUUGCUCUUCAUGGACUAGAUCAAGGAAAAUGGGACUUAUCCUGGUCGAAAUGGACUUACAAGGUCGGGCUGAAAGGAGAAGCCAUGAAUCUUGUAUCUCCAAAUGGUAUAUCUUCAGUAGAAUGGAUGGAAGGAUCAUUGGCUUCAGAAGCACCGCAACCACUGACUUGGCACAAGAGUAACUUUGAUGCACCUGAAGGGGAUGAACCAUUGGCUAUAGACAUGCGAGGAAUGGGGAAGGGUCAAAUAUGGAUUAAUGGAGUGAGUAUUGGAAGAUACUGGACUGCCUAUGCUACUGGUAACUGUGAUAAAUGCAAUUAUGCUGGAACCUUUAGACCUCCCAAGUGUCAGCAAGGCUGUGGCCAGCCAACACAAAGAUGGUACCAUGUGCCUCGUGCUUGGUUGAAGCCAAAAGACAAUCUGUUAGUAGUCUUUGAGGAACUCGGAGGGAAUCCCACAAGCAUCAGCUUGGUGAAGAGAUCAGUGACUAGUGUCUGUGCCGAUGUCUCAGAAUACCAUCCAACUCUUAAGAACUGGCAUAUCGAAAGCUAUGGAAAGUCAGAGGAUUUACAUAGACCCAAAGUUCAUCUCAAGUGUUCUGCAGGUUAUUCCAUAACUUCCAUCAAAUUUGCAAGUUUUGGAACUCCAUUAGGAACCUGUGGGAGCUACCAGCAAGGAACUUGCCACGCUCCUAUGUCAUACGACAUUCUAAAGAAGAGGUGCAUAGGGAAACAAAGAUGUGCUGUUACCAUAUCCAAUACUAACUUUGGGCAAGAUCCAUGUCCAAAUGUGUUGAAGCGACUAUCAGUUGAAGUUGUAUGUGGUCCAGCGACUACAGCUGCAGAACCCAACUGGAGGGGUUGAUUGGGUUGGUUGAAAAGAGGAGAUUUAGCUGUCUAUAAAAAGUUGCAUGAUUCAAUGACUUGAACUGCCAACUACCAGCAAUGAUAGAUAUAGAAGAAGUACGUUUUCGAGUUGUAUCUGAUGAUUUGGUUUUCAUAUUGAGCGAGUUUUUCGUUAAGGGUGCGUGUGGUGCCAAAGGCAAUAGGUUUUUAGAGGUAUAGGUGGUAGAGUUUGUAAAUGCCGGGGUUCUGCAAUCUAGGCCCUGAGGUGAAUUUCAAUUCCCAUUCCUGGCAUUUUAACUGGAAAUGGGUUUUGGGAAAGAGAGUUAAUUUAUAUUCUGUAAUUUAUUUCAGCUUGUUAUUUUGGGGAAAAAUCAAACCCAAAUUUAGGAUAUUGUUGUCUGUGACCUCGUGUGACUAGUGCCUUAUGCAAUACAAGGCCAGUUUGAAGCAAAAAAAUUGUUGACAUUCUACCUUCUAAAUGACCCUUUUUCUAGAUCUCUA